AAAUUACAGACAAGAACUUAAAUACCAUUUGAGUGGUAACAGCGACUGCGCAUAGGUUUUUACAUUUGUUAUAAAUAAUUCUACUUUUUUACAAUAAGGAAGUUGGAUUCAACCACUGUGACGAAAAUUGCACCCUUUACACGGAAUCGGAUUAUGGAGCAAUUAUAAGGAAUCUCAAGGCUUCCUAAUUACAGCAUACGUGAAAGAAAUUGUUGACCACUGACAAGACAAAAUGGCAGAAAUACAAAUUAACAAAGUAGAAGAUAUUUUACAACUGAAAGAUAUACAGUCCAUGAUGAAACUUUUUAAACAGUGGGGAAUAAAAGCACCAAAAACUGCAAAUAAAGACAUUUUCGUAUCAGAACUAGUAAAAUUUUAUAAGGAAAAUGGAGCUGUCGCACCCAAAGACAGAAAAACGGGAGGAACAGUUUUACAAGAAGCAUUGCAAUAUCACAGAGGAAAUAGAGAGAAAUUAAUGAAACUUUAUGACAAAGUCGUGAACUUUUAUAGAGAACUACCUCCAAACUUCCAACAAGAUUUAAACAGUAUCUUUCCAGACAUUGAGAAGAAUGCUCAUUCCAAGCGAUCUGAGCUGUCGUCACCUGAAUGUAACAUUCUUGUCGCAGGUGAAGCAACAUCAGGAAAAAGUAGUCUUAUAAACUUAUUACUGGAAGCUGACAUUCUUCCUACAAGUGGUAUUAAAUGUACACAAACAGUCUGCGAAAUUCGAAAGAGCAAAGAUGGUCGAAAGAAGGCAAUCUGCUUUGGGACUAAUGGCGGACAGAGAUCCGAGAUAGAUCUAAGUACCAAGGAAGGACAAGAAAGGUUAAGGAGAGAAAUAGUAUACGAAGAUGAUUAUGGUGACAAUCCAUACGAAAAAAAAUAGAAAAAUAUUGGCCCACUGACGUAAUUGAGGAAGGUCUGGUGAUAAUAGAUACUCCUGGAUUUGGUGACAACCAGAUGCACAAAUCACUUAAAAAAUACCUUUCAAAGUCAUGUGUCUUCAUUUAUGUUGUAAAUACUGCUACGCAGGCGGUGUGCAGAGAGGACGGGUUAGAAAUGGUUGAUCAUAAAUGUACAUCAUGCGUUUGUGACUGAUUUUAAACUACAAAAAAUAUUUAUAUUGUACUUAUCAUGUUUUUAAUGAAUAAAAGGAGACGUUGUACAUAAUCU
Molecule: messenger RNA, 1173 nt
Organism: Mytilus trossulus (common blue mussel)
Lineage: Eukaryota; Metazoa; Mollusca; Bivalvia; Mytilida; Mytilidae
Exons: 4
Coding region: 233-886 (217 amino acids)
Source: RefSeq, a predicted model, not a curated record